AUGUCACAAAACACGUCCAGCACUCCAACUACAACGGAGGAAACAUUCAGCAAAUUCAACAAAGAGGAAGGCAAAGCGUAUGCUCAAGGCCGACCUGACUACAGCCCUAAGCUAUACCAAUAUGUCAUUGAUGCUCACACCUCCACCGGCGGCCAAUUCAACACUCUUCUCGAUGUCGGAAGUGGCCCGGGAAAUGCGGCUCGAUCACUGAGCCCACACUUCGCCCAUGCGAUCGGUCUCGAUCCAUCCGAAGGCAUGGUCACUGCGGCCCGAUCCCUGGGCGGCACCUCGUCGACCUCCGAACCAAUUCGCUUCGAGGUCUCCACGGCCGAACAUCUAGGCACCAGUCUCCCAAACCAGCCGAUCCAAGAUUCCAGCGUUGACUUGCUCACAGCCGCCAACGCCGCACAUUGGUUCGAUAUGGCCCAGUUUUGGUCAACGGCUGCCCGCGUCCUCAAACCUGGUGGCAGUGCUGUGUUGUGGACCACUGGCAAGACGGGAAUACACCCUUCAGUCCCCAAUGCGGAUGCCAUCAACGCGGCUAUGGAUCAUUUGGAGGAAACUAUGCUGAAGCCGUACAUGGCUCCAGGUAACUUCUUGACGCGUAAUCGCUAUCUGGAUCUUCCUAUGCCGUGGAAUCUGGACCAGCCUGUGCCGGAGUUCGAGGAGGCUGGUUUUAUUCGGAAGGAUUGGGAUCCGCUGGAGAAUUUCCUGGCUCAUUCGCCUGAGGUGAGUUUGGAUGUUAUGGAGAAGAUGUUUGCGACUAUGAGCCCUGUUGUUCGAUGGCGGGAGGCGCAUCCGGAUACCGUUGGGACUGAGGGGGAUAUUGUGAAGAUUUAUCGGAGGACUAUUGAGCGGCUGCUGCAUGAGGCUGGGGUCGAGAAGGGGAAGGAGACCAUCAAGGGGGCCAUGCAUGCUGUGGUGUUGGUCAUUAAGAAGCGAUCUGAAUAG
Messenger RNA from Penicillium verhagenii, 951 nucleotides. RefSeq names its product class I SAM-dependent methyltransferase. NCBI's taxonomy places the organism in Eukaryota, Fungi, Ascomycota, Eurotiomycetes, Eurotiales, Aspergillaceae. Gene Ontology annotation, molecular function: S-adenosylmethionine-dependent methyltransferase activity. The record is from RefSeq and is a predicted model, not a curated record. The coding region runs from base 1 to 951 and encodes 316 amino acids. The transcript has a single exon.